AUGGGUGAAAACAAAAUUGCACUCUUCCUCUCCACCGUGAUACUCCUCCUUCUCUGCUGCUGCGUAUGGUGUGAAAAAUCUGGAGUGGAAAAUAAAAAAAAAUUGGAGGAAGAUGUCAUAAGCAUACUGAGGAGGAAACUCGAGAGUUUGCAAAAACGUAGCUUAAUAAAUUCGGAUGGAAAUUUAAAGAAAGAAAUUGAAUUGGUGAAGAUGCAAAUUCAAGACUUGCAGAAAUAUGAAAAGGGGGGUGUUGGAAAAAAGGUGGACUCCACUUUGGGGGAGGAAUCGGGAGUCCAGUCUGUAAAGGGACAACCUUUGAGUUUGGAAGAGGCAGGAGACACACAAGAUGAAGAUCGUAUGCAUGAUUCAUAUCGAUUGGAUGGCUUAGAAGCUGUAGAAGACUAUGAGGAGGAGAUCCUUGGGCAAGCGGAGCCAGUGGAGGCGGCUAAGGUAGUUGAAGAAGCGGGGGAUGCGGAAGAGGAGGAGCUCGCUGAUGGCGAGGUGGAUAACAGCUUAGCAGACGCGGUCCCUGACUCCGUAGAAAGAACCGAAGAAGGUGUAAUGGAUGAAUUCGAAGAGGCAGAAGAAGACGAAGGGGCAGAAGAAGACGAAGGUGCAGAUUUGGAUGAAGCUAACUUAGAAAGUUCCACUUCGGCAAGCAGUGAGCUAGUAGGGGGAUCCGCAGUGGGAGGAAGCACAGAGGAGGAGGAGGAGAAAGAGAAGGAAAAAGAAGAAGAACAGGGAGAAGAAGACCUGCAGGGGAUCUUCCAGUUAGAGGAAGAACAGGGAGAAGAAGACCUGCAGGGGAUCUUCCAGUUAGAGGAAGAACAAGGUGAAGAAGACCUGCAGGGGAGCUUCGAGUUAGAGGAAGAACAGGGAGAAGAAGACCUGCAGGGGAUCUUCCAGUUAGAGGAAGAACAGGGAGAAGAAGACCUGCAGGGGAGCUUCGAGUUAGAGGAAGAAGCUAAGCAGGGAGAACAACUUCGCCAAGAGACAUCAUCAGACGGAGACGAAGCCAUAGAACCUCCCCUGAGUGGACUCAAACCGAAUACGGAAUACCUGAACGAACUGCAGAACGACGUAGACUUAACUGAAGACAGUGCCAAGCAGAUAAACCUUCCCCAAAUUGACGACAAAGGUAAGGAAGAUGAACACGAAUAUAAAUUUGAGACUCAGAAUGGGGACUUCUCCGUGGGGACAAAUAAUUUCGGAGGCUGCUUCCAGGGGGGUAAUUCAAAUGGCGCCUGUCCACUAGAUAUUUUUAAAAAGGUGCUAGAAGAAGAAAAUUUCUUUCAAGAGUUUGCUAGCUUUAUCGAUAACCUGUAUGGAUGCUCGAAGAAGGACACCCCCUGUGGAAGAGACCAAAUGGGGAAUGAGAACCUCUACAUGGAUCUCUUCACAAACGCGCUAAGUUUCCUCAACACGAUUGAAGCGUACUUUGUUUUUAAUGUCAUUUCAUAG
Molecule: messenger RNA, 1461 nt
Organism: Plasmodium cynomolgi strain B
Lineage: Eukaryota; Apicomplexa; Aconoidasida; Haemosporida; Plasmodiidae
Product: merozoite surface protein 7
Exons: 2
Coding region: 1-1461 (486 amino acids)
Source: RefSeq, a predicted model, not a curated record